Thunnus maccoyii (southern bluefin tuna) is the source of this 3472-nucleotide messenger RNA. RefSeq names its product tubulin folding cofactor E (gene tbce). Gene Ontology annotation, biological process: protein folding. Bases 121 to 1683 code for a protein of 520 amino acids. Gene Ontology annotation, molecular function: alpha-tubulin binding. Lineage: Eukaryota; Metazoa; Chordata; Actinopteri; Scombriformes; Scombridae. The transcript is spliced from 17 exons. The record is from RefSeq and is a predicted model, not a curated record.
AUGUGCAUCGUUGAAAUGUGUCGCUUCCGGUGAAUCAGGGCUGUCAAAUGUUUUGGUACGGGAGUUAGCUUAGAUGCUAACAAACGGCGACAGUUAGAAACGUCACAGCAGGCCGGUUCGAUGGGAACCGACCAGACGGAGCCGGAGGUGCCGGAGGACGCGGUGGGCAGGCGGGUGUCCUGCGGCGAGGAGCUGGCCACGGUGCGGUACGUGGGUCCGGUGCCACCGACUACAGGGCUGUGGCUCGGCGUGGAGUGGGACGAUCCUGAGAGAGGAAAACAUGACGGCAGCCACGAAGGAGUUCUGUACUUCACAUGCAGACACCCUAAAGGCGGCUCCUUCGUCCGUCCGGCGAAGGUGAGCUUCGGCGUGGACUUCCUGACCGCCGUGCGGCAGGUUUACCAGAUGGACACGGAGGAGGUGCUGAGUGAGGAGAUCUCCAUCGCCUCCAAGACGCUGGAGUGGGGGAGGAUCAAAGAGCGAAGUUUUGAGAGUCUUCCGUCGGUGCUGCUGACUCGCCGUGAGGUGAACGGACCCGGAGCGAGCGGAGACAUCCGGAGAACAACUCCCGGCGUGCGGUGGUUGGACCUGAGUCGGACGCUGCUGUGCUGCUGGGAGGACGUGGCAGCCAUCGCGCAGCAGCUGGAACAGCUGGAGGGACUUCAGCUCAGCUACAACAGACUGCGUUUGCCCUCUGACCCCUCGGCUCACUGUCAGGCCUUCUGCAGCCUUAAAGUCCUCGCUCUCAUUGGCUGCCAGCUCACAUGGUCUCAGGUCCUGGAUUGCGCCCCCAUGUGGCCACAGCUGGAGGAUCUGUGUGUGGAAGACAACAACAUCACAGAGCUGCAGAGGCCGGUCGGAGUCCUGCAGUCUCUGAAGAAUCUGAAUCUGUCCAGUAACCCGUUAGUCCAGGACAGCGUGCUCAGUCUAGCUGCUCUGCCCAGACUGGAGCAGCUGAACAUGUCCAACACUGGACUGUCUGUCAUUAGAUUUGAUGACGUUCCUGCUGGAUCUCAAACAGCCUCAUUUCCUGCUCUGAAGAUUCUCAACGUGGACCACAACAACAUCACCGAGUGGUGUGUGGUGGACGAGCUGGCCAAGUUGCCCAGUUUGGUCCAGUUUUCGUGUCGCAGUAACCGACUGGUGAGCAGCGACGGAAACACCAGAACAGCCAAUCAGCUGCUCAUCGCUAAACUGGGACAACUGGUCCUCCUCAACGGCUGCGAGAUCCACGCUGAGGACAGGAGGGGGGCGGAGCUCGACUACAUCAAGUUGUUCGGAGAAGAAUGGCUGAAGGCGGGGGGGCGGAGUCAGACCGGCACCCAGUUCACCUGUCAGCACCCUCGUUACCUGAGCCUCAUCGCCAAAUAUGGAGCUCCGGAGGAAGGCGAGCUGAAGAAGCCGCAGCCGUUUGCUCUCAAGAAUCAGCUGUUAAAGAUUAUGUUUGUGUUUCCUGAUGACCCCGACCGGAAGCCGAUUGAGAAGAAACUCCCAGCCUCCAUGGUUGUUCAGAAGGUGAAGGGACUCCUGUACAGACUGCUGAAGGUCCCUGCAGCAAAUCUGAAGCUCACCUACACCAGCCCCAAGAUGGUCGGGACAGAGUUCGAGAUCGACAGCGACCUGAAGACUCUGCAGUUUUACUCCAUAGAGGACGGAGACCAGGUGUUGGUCCGCUGGUCCUGACCCGAGCAGCAACAGUCUGGUCCACACAGCAGAGACGGCACAGAGUCUUCCAGUUAGACUGACGUUUUCCAUCUGUGUUCCUGCUGUGGAGGAAACACAGACUCACUGAGAGCUGGAUUCACUGCAGAGGCUGCAGUCGAAACGUCUAAAUGACUGAUGACUGGAUUUACUGACACGCUUAAGACUUCAAAACUGCAAACAUAGAAUAAUUCAUCACUUUCCUUCAGGACUUCACUUAGAAUCACAUAUAGAAAUUUACUGACGCUUUAAAAUCGGUCAUUUAAUAAAUUAACAAACAGACCUUUCACGCCUAACUUAUGACUGUUUGCUUUGGUUUAUGUUUGUUCAGUUAAGUUUGAAAGUGUUUGACGGCAGAUUCAGUCUGAGCCGUGACACAGGAGUGCCUUGUUAUUAUUUUAGUUACCAGUUAUUACCAUUAAUGAGGAACACACUGUUAGACAGACGUCACCUGAGAGACAUCAGAGUCAAUAACUGUGUUUCCAUCCAUCUGUUUUUAUGCUUAUUUUCACUUUGUGCAUGAAAAACUUGAGUGGAAACAACCAGAAAGUCUGAAUAUUACACAGACAUUUUAAUGCUUUAUUUGGAUAAAAAAUCAGAUGUGAACAGACUGAGUGAAUAAAUGAUGACGUACAUGAAUCAAACGUCACUGAAGAGCUGAAAACAUCAGAUCUGUGUGAAGCGAUGAUGAUGAGACUGUAACCUUCCUCACAUCAGUACAUGAAACUAACAGAAAUGUCAUAUUUCCGUCAUGUUGUCGACAUGGUUUUCUGCCUGCUGUUUAUCUCCUAAUAUUCACUACGGAUGGGAAGAUUCACCGAUUUGCAUCAGUGCACCGGCAUAAACGUUCACGAUGCAGUUGCUCCGAUUAAAAAAAAAGAUUGUGCACCGGAUACAAUUAGUGAUGAAUUGGUGACACGUUUCAAACAUCUUUCCAUCAGUAAACACUGAUUCACUCAUAUAUAAUUAUUAGUAGAGGCUCUGUGCCUUUAUUAUUCAGAAAUGUGACCAAUAAUUUGAUUAUUUAGAUCGAUUCCUUCUCUCUAAACUGUUCCUCAAGCAUGCUAACAUGCUACAGCUAACUGGUGCACCGCCAACUCGCGCUCUAGAUUUAUUGUUCCGCAAGAAGAUUAUUAAACUAUUUGACAGUAAUUAUAAACUCGAGGCAGAGAACACUAUAAUACAAAGGACUUAUGUUAGAGGCUGUUUGUGAAAGGUGUUUAUUCAGAGGUCAAAAAGAAGCAGCAUAAAUGAGAUGCUUACUGCAGUACAAGAGAAACAGAUAUGUGAAGUAAAAAAUGGCACUUUUUUAGUUAAUUUAUGAUUUGCUGUACGCUUAAGAAAUAAAAUCCGACUCUCUGUGCUAUACUGAAUAGCAUAGCAUCAUUUUUCAUAGUGUCAAAUCGCGCUGCAUCACAAUAGAGGUGACUCGUAUCGUAUUGAUAUUUGCUUCAUAUGUAUUUUAAUGUAUCAGAUCGUUGGCGACACGUCGAGAUACGUAUCAGCUUCAGUGACGGAGACGCACAUCUCCAAUAUUCACACAAAUGUCCACUUACUAGCUUUUCUGAAGUGUUUGCAAAGGUUAAUACAGAAACUGUCUCGCAUCCAUCACCGCGGUAACGUUCUAAUCUAAAGCUAAAGCUAAAGCUAAAGCUAAAGCUAAAGCUAAAGCUAAAGCUAAAGCUAGCUAUGCGAGCUAAAUCCAUCACUUUGUGGUCAGACGAGUACAGAUGUAAAAUGAAUGAAUCAAUAAAGUUGAAGAUGAUGUGUG